Cuscuta campestris is the source of this 3350-nucleotide messenger RNA. NCBI's taxonomy places the organism in Eukaryota, Viridiplantae, Streptophyta, Magnoliopsida, Solanales, Convolvulaceae. The record is from the annotation of a GenBank genome assembly.
CGUAGGGGAGUAAAUAAAUACAGUGCAAAAUACGUCUCUCAGCUCCAAAUCCUCUGAUCUUCUUUGACAGACGGAGUAUCUUUUUUCAAACCACCGUGAAAGGCACGGCGGAGCUCACAAAUUCGCCGUGAAAGCCUCCAAGAAACCCUAGUUUCACUUUCGAAAUGCGUCAAAUCUUGAAUUUAUUCACUGGAAAAGGGUCACCUUUCGUCGUGCCGUGAUGAUUUCUUUGAACGCGCAUCUGGAAUCCUAAAUUCUCCGUUGCCGGAAAGAUGAUAGUUCGAACGUACGGCCGGCGUGGGAGAGGCGUGCCUCGAAGCUACUCAGGAGCUCGCAAUGGGUUUGAAGAUGGCGUUUCAUCCCAAGAAAGCCCUCACGACGUUUACAAUUUUGAAUUCUCGUCCCAAGACUCGGGUCCUUGGGCAUCAUCGUUAAAUGGUUCAGAUCCUUACGGUAUUGGGUCAUCUCAGGAGUGCCAUGAUUCGGAAAUCUUUAUGUCUGAGGAGGGUGACUUGGAUGUUGAGGAUCGGAAUGGGCACUGGAGAUCCAAGAAGAAGAUGAGGGUCUUUGAUUGGGAUCCAUACAGCUCGAAUUCGUCGCAGGAGUCAGAUGAAUUAGUGAUUUUAUCCCCGAAAAGUGCCAGGGAGUGUGGGGAUUUUGGGAAAUCAAAGAAGGCAAAGCCCGGGAAGAAGGGCAAAGAAAAUGGGGUCUUGCAGAAGAAGAAGAUGAAUACAAAGGUUGAUCUGGAGGAGCCAGAGUCAAUUGCAGCCACAUUGAUGGAGACCCAAGAGCACGGGGAGAUGAUGGAAAAUGUUGAUGAAGUGAAUUUUGCCUUGGACGGUUUGAGAAAGGGGCAGCCAGUGAGAAUCAGGAGAGCAAGUCUGUUGUCUUUGCUUUCCAUAUGUGGAACUGUUCACCAGCGCAGGCUUUUGAGAGUUCACGGGGUGGCCCAAAGAAUUGUUGAUGCUGUUGUGGGGCUCCCUUCAGAUGAUUCAUCAAGCAACCUUGCAGCAGGAGCUCUGUUUUACAUUUUCAUUAGCGAUGGACGAGAUGACCAUCUUCUAGAUUCUCCAGGCUGCAUUUGCUUUCUUAUUAAGUUGCUGAAACCAGUUAAGUCUGUUGCUUCUGUAGAAAAAGCACAGACAAUUGGAAGCAAGCUUCUUGCUAUACGCUUGGACGCUGAUAUCUCCCAAGAUUUAAUGAAAGGAACUGAUUCUACUUCCAAUUCUAUUAAUAAAAAGGUUCAAGAAAUUCUUGUCAGUUGCAAGGAAAUGAAGCCUAUAUGUGACAAUGACAGAAGUCAGAUACUGGAACUGAAUCCAAAAUGGAUUAGUUUGUUGACAAUGGAGAAGGCUUGCCUAUCUACCAUUUCUAUCGAAGACACGUCUGGCACUGUGCGAAAAAGUGGAAGCACCUUCAAGGAAAAGUUGAGAGAGCUUGGAGGACUUGAUGCAGUUUUUGAAGUGGCAAGGAACUGUCAUUCAGUUUUAGAGGAAUGGAUGAUGAAGAUUUCAUCUUCAUUUUUUGAUGCAAAAGAUACUACUGUAUUAGAAAGUUUGGUGCUGCUUUUAAAAUGUCUAAAGACCAUGGAAAAUGCCACAUUCUUGAGUAUGGAUAAUCAGAACCACUUGCUGGAAAUGAAAGGAAAGAUGGACAGUCUGAAUUCCGCUAGGUCUUUCACAAAGCUUAUUUUAAGUGUCAUUGGGACUCUAUCAGGUGUUUACUUGCAUAGACGCUCUUCAGAAAACUUUCAGGGCAAUAAGAUCUCUAGACUCUCUGUGUCACCUUCAAUAGGAGACAGCAAGGAGAUUUUUUCUAUCAUCUCAUCUCUCAGCACAAGUGAAGGAGCAUCUUCCUCAAAGUGUUUUACUGAAUCUCAAACUGACCAAUUAGGCUCUUCUAAUUCUACUUUAGAAGGUACAACCACUGCCAUCACUGAUUCUUGGUGGUCGAAGACAAGAAUUGACUCUUCCACAUCUGGAUCAUGCAGUGGACGCUCUGGGCAUAAUAAUGCGGGGACAAAAAAUAACACCACAAAUGUAAAUAACUUCGAUAAAAUUAGGAAUGUAAGCAAUGAAAGCAAGGUGUUUGGACUUGUGGAUGAUACCCGAGAUCCUUUUGCUUUUGAUGAUGAAGAUUUUGGACCUUCUAAAUGGGACUUGCUGUCUGGAAAGCAAAAAGUGUCUCAGCCUAAAAGUGGCAGGGGUAAAGCUCAUAGACAUAAAGAUAUGACUCAGUCUUCCCCCAUGCCGAGCCAACAAGAGUCUAGUAAUAAUAACCACAAUAAAAGUAGCUCUUGUGAGGCUUCUCCUUCAUGUUCAUCUGCUGUUGGUGAAGAAAUGUCCAACCUUCUGGCAGACUGCCUGCUUACAGCUGUUAAGGUUUUAAUGAACUUAACCAAUGACAACUCCAUCGGUUGCCAACAAAUUGCUGCAUGUGGAGGUCUAGAAACACUGGCUUGUUUGAUCGCCGGCCAUUUUCCCUCUUUCAGCUCUAGCUUGGAGCAUGUUUUACCUUCUAAACCGGACACCAAGCCUGGCCAUCAAAUCGACAGUCUUCUCAGUGACCAAGAGCUAGAUUUUCUUGUUGCUAUUUUGGGCUUGCUUGUGAAUUUGGUAGAGAAAGAUGGACACAACAGAUCAAGGCUUGCAAGGGCAAGUGUUUCCUUGCCUGGGAUUGAAGGUUUAGAGGGUAGCUGUACAGAUGUAAUCCCGUUACUGUGCUCCAUCUUUUUGGCUAACCAAGGAACAGGUGAAGCUGCUGGAGAAGGGACUUUGACAUUGGAAGACGAGGACGCCCUAUUAAAGGGACAGAAAGAAGCUGAGAAAAUGAUUGUAGAAGCUUAUGCAGCUCUCCUCAUUGCUUUCCUUUCAACAGAAAGUCAAAGCACACGCAACGCAAUCACCAAGUGUCUUCCAGACAGGAGUUUGGGUAUCCUCGUCCCCGUGCUGGAGAGAUUUGUGGAUUUCCAUUUGUCACUGAACAUGAUAUCGCCGGAGACUCACUCUACAGUGCUUGAAGUAAUAGAGUCAUGUAGGGUUCCAUGAACAAGGAUUAAAGAUCAGAAUUCAGGAUUUUUCAUUUUUUUUCCAUCACAGUAUACUGGUGUCUGUAUAUUCUGUCUUCCCCAGUAAUUAUGCUCUCUCUUCUUCUUCUUGGUCAUCUAAUUUCUCCUGUAUACAGACAACAGAAUCUCUCUGUUCCUCAAACACUUGUAGAGCCAGACACAUAUAAUGAAAUGCAAUCAUAGACUUCUUUGCUGAGGAUGUCUCUUUGUUUUCUUGUUAAGUGUCUGGUGCUCAAAGUUGGUCCAUUAUUUAACUCGUUCAAGUGCUCCUAAACUGUACAGG